Messenger RNA from Entamoeba invadens IP1, 2811 nucleotides. RefSeq lists its product as hypothetical. NCBI's taxonomy places the organism in Eukaryota, Evosea, Mastigamoebida, Endamoebidae. The transcript has a single exon. The record is from RefSeq and is a predicted model, not a curated record. Bases 1 to 2811 code for a protein of 936 amino acids.
AUGAGAGUCAAAUUAGAAGAAUUUUAUCUGAUGAACGUAGUUCUCUAUAUUAACACAUUCAAAUCUCUUUUGACGUUUUCUACGAUCAAUAAAAAGUGUAUACGUGUAAUGAAACGUCUUCAAAUCAAUCCUCUCGUAAUUGAGAAAACGCGUAACUAUGAUUAUUAUUAUAAAUAUGAAAACUACAUGACAAAUCAUUAUUCUCUCAACGUUUUAAAACUUUUUCCAAACAUUAAGACGUUGUAUCUACCUUCUUACCGAUUUAAAGUUCCAAAAAGUGUGACUUCUCAAAUUCAGUAUAUCAAAGUCGCAAAUAUGAACGACAAUGAAUUCCAAAUACAAGAUGAUACAUACUUAAAAUCAAAUGUUAAAUAUCCAAUUGUUUCACACCAAUUUCCUUUCAAUGUAAUUCAUCCUGAACAUCAAUUUAAAUUUCAAACUUAUGUGAUUUAUUCCAUGAACACUUUUCAGUAUUUUGUUGACAACGUUGACAAUUUGUAUAACGUUAAAGACCUCACAAUUGUUGUUCCUGAUAAAAUUAAAGACAAGAAUGAUAUUGAAAAUGAAAAAGAUGAAACAAUACCAUUAUUACAGUCAAUUCAAAAUAAAGUUCAUCUAUUUUUGGAACUUCACAACUUAAAAACACUGCGAAUUAUUUCAAGUGGCAAAGGACAAUUAAAACACUUUAUUCCAUUAAUAUGGGCAAAAGGAGGACUUUUUCUUGAUAAAAUUUUGUAUUUAAGAAACGACAAAAUGACGACAGAAGACAGAGAGGUGUUUGGGAAAAUCAAAAUGUAUUUUAAAGUGAUGAUUAUUAAAGUCAAAAAUUUGGACACAUUGAGUGAACGGAAUGUGCAAAUCUCUUUUUAUAACUUUGAAAACAAAAUAUAUGUUGAUGAACACAAUAUUCCGUUAAUUAGAAAAUACUCAAACGACGCUUUUAAGUGUUUUGAAACAAUUACUCUGAACAAAGAGUCUCAAAAUGACAUCGAUUUGGCGCAAAUUAAUACGAAAAAAUUGAUUGUUAAUAACGAAGAAGAAACCCCUUGGAACUAUCAAAUAGAAAUUCCAUCGACUCUCAACUAUCUUUCUGUUGUUGAAAAUGGAGUUAAAAUAGUUUGUUCCCAAAAUGUUGAAAUAGAAGUGGCCAAAACACUCAAAUUAAAUACUUUAGUUUUGGCCGACUCUUUCGACUUUUUUGAAUUACCUGAAUACUCUUAUUUUGUUUUAGAAAAUAAAGACAUUGAAUAUAUCAAAAAGAAUGUGACAAGUGAAAACGAAAUACAAAAAUAUUCCAAAAUGACUCAAAAGGAACAAAAUGAAUUCAGAAAUUUUUUAGUGUUAGUGAAAGACCUUCAAGUUUUAGAAAUUGAAGAACAUUCUCAAUUAUUGUAUGAAAAGGUCGCUGUCACAUUUGUUCCAAAAGAAAUUACAAGUGACAUAAAAUUGAAUAAUAUAACAACUUAUAAACUUAAUACAUACAAAUUAACACCAAUCGAAUUUUUAACUUCUUUAACUAAAUUAAAAAUUUCCUCUAUUGGAAGAAAUGUUUUGGAUUUGGAUACUAUAAAGUUAAUAAAAAUCAAGUGUUAUAAUAUUGGUGCUAUAACAAUCAAUGUAAAUCCCUCUUUAAAGUCCAUUGAUCUCACUGAAUGUUAUAAAGUACAUGUUGUAUGUCGAGUAGGUGUAGUUUAUUUGACUCAUUUUGAUUCUUUUCACACAAAUUACACAGAAGGUACAAACAUAGUAGUGGACUAUUUAAUUCCAUAUAAAGAACGAUGUGAACAAGGACCUUGUUGGGCGGAUUCCAUUGGGAAAAACUUUAAUUAUAUCAAAGGAAUGGUAUAUUCAAAUGAGCCUUACACGUCCAAUGCGAAUGGGUAUUACUCCCCCAUUGUAAACGAAUUGCCUUAUUUACCAGCAAACAUUCUUAUAGACCGAAUGUGUUAUAAACAAGAUGCAUCUGAAAUUUGGUUCAAAGCUGUCAAAGAAAUUGGCGAUUAUUGUUUUGAAGACUGUGAUUUUAGAUAUAACAAGAAAAUUGAACUUUCAGAAGGACUCACCUCUUUUGGGUUUGGUGCAUUUUGUGGUGCAAAAAAUCUUGUGAAAGUCUCUCUGCCUUUAAAUUUCAAAAGGCUGCCAUUUAAAGCAUUUUACAACGUCACAAGUCUCACCGAAAUUGAUGCAAAAGAAAGUCCAAUUGAAAUCGACGACUAUGCACUUUAUAAAUGUACAAAUUUAGUGAAACAUCCCAAAUUUGUUCCUAUGAAAACAGCAAGGCUAUGUGAAAAAUAUUUAAUAGACUUCUGUGAGUUGAAACAAAUUAAAGUGAACAGUGGAGUGACUGCUUUGACUCGAAGUAAUCUCUCCAAAUGUAUUCAAUUACAAGAAGUCCAGUUGCCAACAACACUGACAUUUAUAGGAGAUUAUUCAUUCAUUGGUUGCGUUAAUCUGAAAAGUAUCGUCUUUGGGGAAAAUGUCGUUUUUGGCAAACAUUUGUGUUUUGCUAAUUUGGUGCAUUUACAAAAUAUCGCUGUGCCUACAACACUGACUAAAAUAAGAAAUUUUAUGUUCAAAAAUUGUAAAGCACUUUCAAAAAUUGAAGUGCCAAAUUCAGUUGUAAAGAUUGGAGAUAUGGCUUUUCACGGGUGUCAGUCAAUCACUACUUUUGUUAUUCCAAGCUUGGUGUCUACAAUUGGGUAUAUGUGUUUCAAAGACUGCAGUUCACUGAUUUCAUUGUGUUGUUCUUCCUCUCUAAUAUUACCAAAGUCUACUCUAAAAGGAACAAAUGCGUUUAUUACACUAUUUUGA